Messenger RNA from Lachancea nothofagi CBS 11611, 1755 nucleotides. NCBI's taxonomy places the organism in Eukaryota, Fungi, Ascomycota, Saccharomycetes, Saccharomycetales, Saccharomycetaceae. The record is from the annotation of a GenBank genome assembly.
AUGACGAAGAGCCAUUCACCGUUUUGGGUAUCCCAACUGCAGUUGGCAUAUCGAAACUCCUCGCGAGAGCGUCGCUUUACCUAUAAGUUAAAUGCGAACCGAAUCGAGAAGGCGAGAGUGGAAUGGAUUUCCAAACGCGGAGGCAAAGAUUUAGUUCAGCGUGAAGUGAGUCUGCCCACUAGGUUAGAAUCGAUGCCGGUUACUGGUAUCCAGCAUCUGCUAUGGACAGAUGUCUCACAAGGCAAUUCCCAACUGCAAUUUGUUUUGCCGGGCGACGGCAAAGCAGAAGGCUGGAAAGUGAAAGAUUGGGAAAUGGUAACAGGCCUGUUCAAGAACUCUGUAGCACCGCUCUACAAAUUUGCAAAAUACUCCGGCGAGAAGGGAGUUUACCUCAGAAACACUCUAAAAUUAGACAAUGAUCAAAAAGCGUGGGAUACAAUCCUUAGACUGCGAAGUUCAAACGGCCAAUAUUUAGAGGUUCUGUGGCCUUCUCUGAAAUACUCUCUGGCCUGUAGAGCUAUAGGUGUGAAUCAUGAUGCUUUUGAACCUUUUAGAGGCCAAAGCGUGAGCCAUCCUUUAACAGGUGAUGCGAUGCCCAUUCGUGAAUUCAAGUCUGGAUCUUCUAAUCGACAAAUAGCUACAGCUUUAGCUCCACAACUAGAUGGCACGCAUGUUCGAGCGUUUUCGGGCCCGCUUCUAUCGAGCGCCGUUAUUCCGUCCCGUCUUUGCAACGAGACCGAAAUUCAGAAUCUUCAAGAGUUCUGCACCAACGGUAUUCGCUCAAUUGAACCUGCGUAUAAUAGCAUGUUGGAGAAAAAGACCGCACAGGGUUUUGUGAGCGACAUUAAAAACACCUCAAGAUUACUGCGUGCUCUUACAUCUGGCACUUUUUUUAAUACUGGCAAUACAAUGAAAAGUCAGAUGUGUACAGCAGACAUUAUUCGGGCUACCGUAUUUUCCAAUAAUAUUACAGAGCAACAACUAAAAGAAGAAUACUGCAAGAUUUCCGUUCUGUAUAGCGUUUUCGAAAAUUUGCGAAGAGUUAAUAUUCGUGUUGGCGCACCUGCUAAUGUGAAUGACCAGGUCACUCUCACCCCUUGGGACGUACAAAUUCUAUUCAGUUUACAAAAAUUAAACAAGGCGGGGAACUGUACUGACAUUGACGCCGUGGUUCAAGACAAGCGUCGCUUUGACGAAUUUCUUGCGAGUUUGAAUAUUUACAACGUGAUACUCAACGCGGAGCUUCGUGCUGCUUCCAAGGAGGCUGAGAAUCCAAACCUUGAUCGUCAGUCAAGUAUGGUCCGGGUUUUGGGUACACUGCUUUCGGAAUGUACUAGCUUGAAGAACUUUUAUCCUAACCUUUCCUUUGAAAUUAAUCGUUUCACUGAUGAGAUUGAUAAAGUAUCGGUUGACGAGCAACAGGAGCUCCCAGAACUAUCGUUACUUUUUUUUGAAACGAUUAAAGCUAUUUUGGAGCUUGAGGGUAAAGUUUUCGCCGAAAGAGGCUCUCUAAAGGAUUAUAAGAUUGUUAUACUUGUUGGGGAAUCCAUUCCUGCUAAUAUUGCUCGCUUAUAUCAAUUUUGUACCAAACUUGAACUUCAAAUAACGACUAGCCUCGACGCAGUAAAAAGAGUUGAACAUUCCGAUUGUGUCGAAAAGAAAAUGAUCAAUCACGAUACGAACAUUUAUUUGUAUCAAACAAAGCGAGCAGAUUUAAGCACUGCUGAGCUCUUGAAAAGAAUCAAAAUCGAGUGA